Lagenorhynchus albirostris (white-beaked dolphin) is the source of this 2251-nucleotide messenger RNA. Its product is annotated as heterogeneous nuclear ribonucleoprotein M-like. Gene Ontology annotation, molecular function: mRNA binding. Lineage: Eukaryota; Metazoa; Chordata; Mammalia; Artiodactyla; Delphinidae. Gene Ontology annotation, biological process: regulation of mRNA stability involved in response to oxidative stress; alternative mRNA splicing, via spliceosome. Bases 8 to 1990 code for a protein of 660 amino acids. The transcript has a single exon. The record is from RefSeq and is a predicted model, not a curated record. Gene Ontology annotation, cellular component: post-mRNA release spliceosomal complex; cytoplasm; nucleus.
GGAGAAAAUGGCGGCAGGGGUCGAAGCGGCAGCCGAGGUGGCGGCGACGGAGCCCAAAAUGGAGGAGGAGAGCGGCGCGCCCGGCGUGCCGAGUGGCAACGGAGCUCCGGGCCCGAAAGGUGAAGGAGAACGACCAGCUCAGAAUGAGAAGAGGAAGGAGAAAAACAUAAAAAGAGGAGGCAAUCGCUUUGAGCCGUAUGCCAAUCCAACUAAAAGAUACAGAGCCUUCAUUACAAACAUACCUUUUGAUGUGAAAUGGCAGUCACUUAAAGACCUGGUUAAAGAAAAAGUUGGUGAGGUAACAUACGUGGAGCUCUUAAUGGAUGCUGAAGGAAAGUCAAGGGGAUGUGCCGUUGUUGAAUUCAAGAUGGAAGAGAGCAUGAAAAAAGCUGCUGAAGUUCUAAACAAGCAUAGUCUGAGUGGAAGACCACUGAAAGUCAAAGAAGAUCCUGAUGGUGAACAUGCCAGGAGAGCAAUGCAAAAGGCUGGAAGACUUGGAAGCACAGUAUUUGUAGCAAAUCUGGAUUAUAAAGUUGGCUGGAAGAAACUGAAGGAAGUUUUUAGUAUGGCUGGUGUGGUGGUCCGAGCAGACAUUCUUGAGGAUAAAGAUGGAAAAAGUCGUGGAAUAGGCACUGUUACUUUUGAACAGUCCAUUGAAGCUGUGCAAGCUAUAUCUAUGUUUAAUGGCCAUCUGCUAUUUGACAGACCAAUGCACGUGAAAAUGGAUGAGAGGGCCUUACCAAAGGGAGAUUUUUUCCCUCCUGAGCGUCCACAACAACUUCCCCAUGGACUUGGUGGUAUUGGCAUGGGAUUAGGACCAGGAGGGCAGCCUAUUGACGCCAAUCAUUUGAAUAAAGGCAUUGGAAUGGGCAACAUAGGACCCGCAAGAAUGGGAAUGGAAGGCAUAGGAUUUGGAAUAAAUAAAAUGGGAGGCAUGGAGGGACCCUUUGGUGGUGGUAUGGAAAACAUGGGUCGAUUUGGAUCUGGGAUGAACAUGGGCAGAAUAAACGGUGGAGGUGGAGGCAGUGUCCCUGGAAUUGAGAGGAUGGGCCCCGGCAUUGACCGCAUUGGGGGUGCCGGCAUGGAGCGCAUGGGUGCAGGCCUGGGCCACGGCAUGGAUCGUGUGGGCUCUGAGAUUGAGCGCAUGGACCUGGUCAUGGACCGCAUGGGCUCAGUCGAGCGCAUGGGCUCCGGCAUCGAGCGCAUGGGCCCACUGGGCCUCGACCACAUGGCCUCCAGCAUCGAGCGCAUGGGCCAGACCAUGGAGCGCAUCGGCUCUGGUGUGGAGCGCAUGGGUGCCGGCAUGGGCUUUGGCCUGGAGCGUAUGGCCGCACCCAUUGACCGUGUGGGCCAGACCAUCGAGCGCAUGGGCUCUGGCGUGGAGCGAAUGGGCCCUGCCAUCGAGCGCAUGGGCCUGAGCAUGGAGCGCAUGGUGCCCGCAGGCAUGGGGGCAGGCCUGGAGCGCAUGGGCCCUGUGAUGGAUCGCAUGGCCACCGGCCUGGAGCGCAUGGGCGCCAACAGUCUCGAGCGCAUGGGCCUGGAGCGCAUGGGCGCCAACAGCCUGGAGUGCGUGGGUCCCGCCAUGGGCCCGGCCCUGGGCGCUGGCAUUGAGCGCAUGGGCCUGGCCAUGGGUGGUGGUGGCGGUGCCAGCUUUGACCGUGCCAUCGAGAUGGAGCGUGGCAACUUUGGAGGAAGCUUCGCAGGUUCCUUUGGUGGAGCCGGAGGCCAUGCUCCUGGGGUGGCCAGGAAGGCCUGCCAGAUAUUUGUGAGAAAUCUCCCGUUUGAUUUUACAUGGAAGAUGCUAAAAGACAAGUUCAACGAAUGUGGCCACGUGCUGUAUGCCGACAUCAAGAUGGAGAAUGGGAAGUCCAAGGGGUGCGGUGUGGUUAAGUUUGAGUCGCCAGAGGUGGCUGAGAGAGCCUGCCAGAUGAUGAAUGGGAUGAAGCUGAGUGGCCGAGAGAUUGAUGUUCGAAUCGAUAGAAAUGCUUAAGCAGUUGCCUUUUUUAAACAUCGAUACCAGACCUCUGAAUUUGUAUUUUUUCUUGUUAACCAUUUUAAUUUGUUGGCUGGAUGUAUAAAGAUGUUUAAAAAAUUCAGUUGCUUUUUGGGGUAAUUUGAAUUACUUUUUUAAUGACUGGGAUUCCAUCUGACUGUUUGCAUUGAGAUUGCAAUGUGCGCAAUUUUUUUUGUAGUUGUGGCAUCUUGUUGACAUCGAAUAUGACUUUGAUAAUAAAUACCAGUUCCUGAAAAA